Cooperia oncophora is the source of this 219-nucleotide messenger RNA. The record is from the annotation of a GenBank genome assembly. NCBI's taxonomy places the organism in Eukaryota, Metazoa, Nematoda, Chromadorea, Rhabditida, Trichostrongylidae.
UUGAUCUUAUUCAGAGCAAUCGCUAAAGAGAGAAAAAUUGACCUCACAAAGCAACUAGAUUGGGUUGGAAAGAAGAAGAGGAAGAGUAUAGAGGAGGAAGAGGAAAGCACUACGGAUUCAGAUAUGAGAAAGACUGGCGAAGAAGGUGAGGAAGGAAGCUAUGAUAUAAACGAGAGGGCGAAAAGGAAGAAGUCAAGCAAUACGAUGGGGAAGAAAUAA